Molecule: messenger RNA, 1512 nt
Organism: Schizosaccharomyces osmophilus
Lineage: Eukaryota; Fungi; Ascomycota; Schizosaccharomycetes; Schizosaccharomycetales; Schizosaccharomycetaceae
Gene: gga21
Product: Golgi localized Arf binding gamma-adaptin-like protein Gga21
Exons: 4
Coding region: 1-1512 (503 amino acids)
Biological process (GO): protein transport to vacuole involved in ubiquitin-dependent protein catabolic process via the multivesicular body sorting pathway; Golgi to vacuole transport; Golgi to endosome transport
Cellular component (GO): trans-Golgi network
Molecular function (GO): phosphatidylinositol binding; ubiquitin binding
Source: RefSeq, a predicted model, not a curated record
AUGCUUUCCUCCAAAGUUAGUCGGACGUUAACAAGAUACAUUGACAGAGCAACGGACCAAUUUAAUCUGGAGCCGAAUUUGGCUUUGAAUUUGGAAAUCGCUGAUUAUAUUAACGUCAAAAAGGGAAAUGCACCUAGAGAGGCAGCUUUCACCAUAUUGAAGCGUAUCAAUAGUACCAACCCGACAGUGACUUAUUUGGCUUUGAAUCUUCUUGAUAUUUGUGUAAAAAACUGCGGCUUCCCCUUUCAUUUACAAAUUGGAAGCCAAGAAUUUCUCAAUGGAUUUGUUUCGCGUUUUCCUAAAUAUCCCCUCCCCCAUAUGAAUAAGGUUCAGAAAAAGAUUUUGGAAAUGCUUGAAGAAUGGAAUUACAUGCUUUGUAAAAGCAACAGGCAUAGCCAAGAUUUUUCCAGAAUCCAUGACCUCCGCGAAUUGAUGUCUUUUCAAGGUUAUAAAUUUCCAAAGGUUGAUGAGGAUUCAGUUGCUGUAAUGAAUCCUAGUAAUGAACUACGCUCCGCUCAUGAGUUGGCUAUGGAAGAUUUGGAGGCACAUAAAGCUAAGCUUCAAGAACUCCUUCGUCGAGGUACUCCAAUGGACUUGGCCGAAGCUAAUGCAUUAAUGAAAGUAAUCGCUGGUUAUGACAAAGAGAAUACGGAAGACUACUCUGCUCUCGCCUCUGCAGAGAUUGAAUCCAUCAAAGCUAAAGCUUUCCGUGUUCAACAUCAUCUCGAAAAUCCAGCAUUGGUGUCUCUAGAUGAACCCUUAGAGUCCGCAAUGGAGUCUCUGAAAGUUUAUAAGAACAAAGUCGUCCGUUUAUUGCAGACUGAGGAUGAAGAUGAAUACUAUGUUCAUAAGCUUAUUACAUUGAAUGAAUUACUUCAUGAUGUACUACAGGCUUACGGGAUCAAUCAUGAUUUCAAUGAACAACCCUUACCUAGUUCUUCACAAUCAUCCCAACAAAGUAAUAAUGCUCUCAUAAGAAACGAAUCUUCUUUAGUCGAUCUGCUCGACGAAUCUAGUCAAGAUAACUUAAAUGUUCCUGAUAAUGCUGUCUCUUUCAAUAAUGCCUCAGUUUUCGCUGGCUUUCCUGAUGCAUUCAAUUCUAAUAAACCAGUAUCUAAUGGUGAUUCUGUACAUAAGUCCUUUAACGUUGAAACUACUCUUCCCAUUUUGAAGUCUGAUUCCUUGCUACUGUCAGCUAAGUUAGUCAGUUACAAUCCAGCGAGUGGUACUGCAUCAUAUGUGGUCUAUCUAUCUAACGACUCUUUUGCGUCUUCUGUAUCUAAUGUUACUUUUCAGGUCGCUGUCAUGAAAUCCCAAAAACUUCAGAUGCUUCCCCUUGUUGGAGAAACUACUAUAUCUCCAAAACAGCAAAAUGCUGCCUAUAUGAUGAUGAAUAUUUCCAAUAUCGGUCAUGACCAGAAAUCUUUACGAAUUCGCUGGCGUUCUUACUGGACUGUUAACCUCAAUACUCAGGAAGCUUCUGGUGAAAGUCAUCUACCUCUUCAAAUCUAG